GGGGCUGGAAGUUCUUGGGGACGCCCAGUGGGCGGGCCGGCGGCUGGUCUACGUGUUGCUCGUGUGAGGGGGCGGGGCUGGCGGUGCGUCUGGGGUUACGGAGGAGAGUGCGCAGGCGCGGCCGGGCGCGGGAUGCUGCGCAGAUUUUGGAGUGGGCGCUACCGGGACGCGAUCCCUGGGGACUGAGCCCCACCUUCUCUGCACUCUGCCCUUCUCCAAAUGCGGACCCUCAAGGGGGAGGAAAGGAUGCCUGCUGCGCGAGGGAAGUCUAGGUCCAAGGUGCCAGUGACAUUUGGGGAUUUGGCCAUCUACUUCUCCCAGGAGGAGUGGGAAUGGCUGAGCCCCAUUCAAAAAGACCUGUAUGAAGAUGUCAUGUUGGAGAACUACCAGAACCUGGUCUCUGUUGGACUUUCCUUUCGGAGGCCAAAUGUGAUCACCUUGCUGGAGAAAGGGAGAGCGCCUUGGAUGGUGGAGCCAGUGAGGAAGCGCCGGGGCGUGGACUCAGGGUCUAAAUGUGAGACCAAGAAGUUACUUCCAAAUCUGUGCAACAAAUCUGGGCAAAGCAUCUAUCAGAAACCAGUUUCUGCUUCACAGAAGGUUCCCACUGGAAAGAGGGGCUGCAAGAGGAGUUCAGUUCUGAUAAAACCCAGGAAGGUGCAUUCAGGGAAGAAAUCUUUAAAAUGUAAUGACUGUGGGAAAACCUUUGGUCAAAGCUUAUCUCUUAAACUUCAUCAGAAAUCCCAUACUGGAGAGAAGCCUUAUGAAUGCAGUAAUUGUAGAAAAGCUUUCAGACAGAUUUCAUCCCUCAUUCUUCAUCAGAAAAUUCACAAUGAAAGGAAAAGUUAUGAAUGUGGUAAAUGUGGAGAAAGCUUCAUUCAGAGAACAUCCCUUAUUCUACAUGGGAAAGUUCAUAAUGGGAAGGAAAUCUCUGACUGUGGGAAGGCCUUGAGUCAAUGCCCACCUCUUAGUGUGGGCCAGAAAAUUAAUUUUGUUGAGAACAUCCACCAGUGUGGAAAGUGUGGAAAAGACUUCAUUAGAAUGUCAUCCCUGUUACUUCAUAAGAAAAUUCACAGUGGAAAGAAAAGAUAUAAAUGCAAUAAAUGUGGGAGAGGCUUCAAUAAGAAAUCAGCCCUUGUUAUACAUAAAAGAAAUCAUACUGGAGAGAAGACCCAUGAAAGUGAGAAGACCUUAAUUCAGAGUCCACAGCAGAAAAGUCACCAUUUAGAGAAUCCUUAUAAAUGCAGAGCGUGUGGAAAAUCCUUUAAUAGAAUUUCAUCCAUUAUGCUUCAUCAGAGAAUUCAUAUGUCAAAGAAAACCUACAAAUGUGAUAAAUGCGAGAAGGUCUUCAGGAGGUUUUCAACCCUUAUUCUACAUCUAAGAAUUCAUAAUGGAGAGAAAUUGUACAGAUGUAGUAAAUGUGAGAAGGUCUGUAAUCGGCAUUCAUCCCUUAUUCAACAUCAGAAAGUUCAUACAAGGAAAAAGAAACUGUUUGAAUGUAAGGAAUGUGGAAAGAUGUUUUCUGGAACUGCCAACCUUAAAAUACAUCAGAACAUUCAUUCUGAAGAGAAACCUUUCAAAUGCAAUAAAUGCAGUAAGGUUUUUGGCCGACAGUCAUUUCUUAUUGAACAUCAGAGAAUUCAUACUGGAGAAAAACCCUAUCAGUGUGAGGAAUGUGGAAAAGCCUUCAGUCACCGAAUAUCUCUUACUCGACAUAAGAGAAUUCAUACUGAAGAUAGACCAUAUGAAUGUGAUCAGUGUGGGAAGGCCUUCAGUCAGAGUGCACACCUUGCCCAACAUGAAAGAAUUCACACUGGAGAAAAACCAUAUACAUGCAAAACAUGUGGGAAGGCCUUUAGUCAACGGACAUCCCUUAUUCUGCAUGAAAGAAGUCAUACUGGAGAGAAACCGUAUGAAUGUAAUGAAUGUGGGAAGGCCUUUAGCAGUGGUUCGGAUCUUAUUCGGCAUCAGAGAAGUCAUUCUUCAGAGAAACCAUAUGAAUGCAGUAAAUGUGGGAAGGCAUAUAGUCGGAGUUCAUCCCUGAUUCGACAUCAGAAUACACAUUCUGAAGAAAAAGCUUAAGUUUGUUUUAAAUAUGUGAAAGCAUAGAGUGAGGCUAUCAAAGUAGCAGAGACCAAGGCAUUGGAAAAUGCACUUGUCUGUUACAUAAGUUUUGUAUAAAUGGGACCGUUUGAUGAUGUGUCCGUCCCACUUUGAAAGCCGAAGAGCAGAAGUCAUCGGAGACUUUAACCAGAUAAUUUGUGAUCACCUGAGUCAGUGACCUUAUCAUAGGUCCUAAUUUCAAAGUAGCAAACUCAUAUGAUUUGAUCAGUCAUUUUUAAUGAAUACCACACUUCAUGUGAUAAGAAUUGCUGAUAUUUUAUUUCCAGUGUAAUUUUAAAGCUGUUUUAUUAGUCACACACAACAAAGUAGAACUACAGAGUCCAUAUUUGUGGAUGGGGCUUUGAGCCUGAUUUAAGGUCACGUGAAGAAUGAGUUUAAGUUUGUCUCUUAGGACUGGAACUAUCACAUGUAAGAGAUUUCCUGGGCAAACCAGAGUGCUACUUCCAGCUGGCAGAAAAUUAUGGGUGAGAAAAGAGUGAGUCUUCAGGUGGUUAAAGAUAGUCCUCAUAAUUGUGUGGAUGAGUUGAGUCAUUGCCAUAUUGUCUCCGAAUGAAGAUGUAAUAUUCAUCGUGUGAAAAAUCUGACAAGCCUGAGACAAACUGAUGGGAAAAAAGAAAGCAGAGAAAUGAGAAGUUAAAAGCAGGGAGAAAUUAUUUGUUACUGUUUUACUAAAAAUAAAUUUGUCUAUAUUUAUAUAAAUAAACAUUGGUAUUUUCCUGUAAGAACCCUGGUGUGUAAUAAGUGAUUGGUGGAAAAUGAGAUGCCAUUCCUUGAAUAUGUCUUCUCAAAAUGCAUAUGUUGAAUGCCUAACCUCUAAUGUGAUGGUACUUUGAAAUGGAACCUUUGGGAGAUAUUUAGGGAAUAGAUGAGGUUAUGCGGGUGCAUCAUGAUAGGAUUAGUGUCUUUUUAAAAAAGGAUGCCAGAGAUCUUGCUCUUUCUAGUUUAUGAAGAUAACUGCAAGAAGAUGGCUGUGUAUAAGCCAGGAAGGUAGUCCUCACUACAUCCAACCAUGUGACAUUCUGACCUCGGACUUUUAGCCUCCAAAACUAAAAAAAUAAGUUUCUUUUGUUUAAGUCACCUCCUCUGUGGUAUUUUGUUAUAGCAUCUGGAAUGGCUAAUACAUCAGGGGGAAACCCUGGAUUUAUGUACCAGGCUCUUUUCCUGUCUGCUAAUCACCAUAUAUGAUAACUAUCAGUCUCUGUUUCCAGCUUGUGCAAAGUAUGUGAGAAAUAAAAUCAGAUUUUUUGUUA
Molecule: messenger RNA, 3371 nt
Organism: Mustela lutreola (European mink)
Lineage: Eukaryota; Metazoa; Chordata; Mammalia; Carnivora; Mustelidae
Gene: ZNF667
Product: zinc finger protein 667
Exons: 5
Coding region: 220-2079 (619 amino acids)
Biological process (GO): negative regulation of transcription by RNA polymerase II
Cellular component (GO): nucleus
Molecular function (GO): RNA polymerase II transcription regulatory region sequence-specific DNA binding; DNA-binding transcription repressor activity, RNA polymerase II-specific
Source: RefSeq, a predicted model, not a curated record